AUGGUCAAUCACUUGGUUGAUGAAUGGGGGCGUAUCAGCCGCACUGUGAUGCAGCGGCGACAUCCUCUGGACAUGGAAGCUCAGAGGAUGCUUGAUCAGCUGUCCCAAAUCCAAUCCAUGUCCAAGAAGUCGACGGCUAACGUGACAGGCCCUUCCAGAUCCCUUGUUUUCGGGGAUCGAAUCCCGGGAGUUCAAAUAGACCUCAACUACAUUAAGCAGCGUUUUCAAGAGGCAUGUAGCCGUAGAUUGCACGAAUUGCUGUACAUCGUCGUUCUUCAAUUCCAACUGCAAGAGCUUAGUGGCCUAUUCCUUGGUGAUACUGAAGGACCAACCAACGAUGACCGUAAGAUAAGAGACGCAAGUCUACAGUCAACCGAAACCACCUCGACUCAAAGCCAGGCGUGUUUACUUGA
Molecule: messenger RNA, 413 nt
Organism: Clonostachys byssicola
Lineage: Eukaryota; Fungi; Ascomycota; Sordariomycetes; Hypocreales; Bionectriaceae
Source: the annotation of a GenBank genome assembly